This is a messenger RNA of Prinia subflava (tawny-flanked prinia), 3857 nucleotides long. RefSeq lists its product as uncharacterized. The record is from RefSeq and is a predicted model, not a curated record. The transcript is spliced from 2 exons. Bases 2247 to 3206 code for a protein of 319 amino acids. Lineage: Eukaryota; Metazoa; Chordata; Aves; Passeriformes; Cisticolidae.
GCUGCUGAAUCAUACUGCAUAAUCAGUUACUCAAAUAAGAUUCUCAGAGAGCCAUUUUAAGGGCAUUAAAUAAAUAACAAUAAUUGCAACCAUUUCCAUUUCUCCGGUGGAGCCUGCUAAGAGUCUGUUUGGGUCAGGGCCAGAUUCUUUUAGACAUACUGGGAUAUCAUCUUCCUCUAAACCUGGCACUCACUCAUGCUGUUUGUCUGCAAGUGCCUUGUUGUUCUGCAAGGUCAGAUUUUAAAUCUAGUGCCAUAAAGCUUCUCUGUGACACAGAGAACAUAGUUAGGAACCAAUGUGUGCUAGUGUGCUAGGCAGUGUUCUGGAGAUGUGAGGUUAAUGAGAAGGCAUUUACUGUUUCUUUAAUACCGUGUGCAGACUGUAAUUGGUUUGGAUUUUUUUUUUUUUUUGUCUUUUAAAUUGGGCACUGGAAAAGGGAAUGUGUUCUGCUAGUAUGUGACCUUGUUUUACUUAUGUCUUUCUACUGGUGAAGAUGCUGAAAAUACUGACAAACCAGUGUAUUAGCAGAUCUCAGCAAGUCUGAUAAAUGCUGCCUGUAUGUUUCUCUUUGUAUUUCUGGCUUUUAUUAAAAGUAGAGAAGUGCAUAUCAAAGAAUCUUACUUAUCAGAUGUUGAUACAAAGGCAUUUAACAUGUUCAUUUGUUGGUGGAGGGUUAAAAAAUAUAAUUUCUGGAUUGAGUAAUGUGUAGGGGGAGGAAAGUAGAGAACGUACAACUGGAACUUGACGCAGCUAGCUCGGAACAAGCGUCAGCUUCUGUAAACAGCUCCAUGCUAUUGUAAUGACCGAAUCAAGUGUGACUGCAACUCAGGGGAUAAUUGAGAAGCAUUGUUUUAACCAAAUCAAGUGUGGAUCAGGGUAGAAGCGUAGGUAUGAUUUAAGAUAGUAACUAAGGAAUAGGAUAAUCAGUAUCUAGGGGUGGGGGUUAGUUAACAUGUGUAUAAUUUAAACUAUAAAAAUCACGAAUCGACUCUGUAUCCUUUGGACAUCAGAUUUGGGUGUAUCGUCACCCCUGUGUCCCGCGCGCUUGAAUAAAGAACCGCAUAUGAUCGCCUUCGUGUGGUUAUAUGUUUUCCUACGCUAACAUUUUUGGCGACCCAGAUGGGACCUUGUGGGCGCAGCCAGGACCCCGCGACCCGAUCACGCUCCAGCCGGCACCGGGUGAUUUCUCGGGGAGCCCAUCGGAGCCGCGACCCUCGCCGCUCACAACGACCCCUGGUGAGAGGGAAACAAGAUGUGUAUAAUUAUGUUCUGUCCCUCGGGAAAACUCUAGCUCGGCUUCGAAGUGUUCUCGUGUGGAACAGACCACUGGCCCUAGAGAAUCCAGUCCACAAUAUCGAACCAGGAGAUGAAGUAUACAUCAAAACCUGGAACGAAGAACCACUAAAAGAGAAGUGGACUGGUCCCCAUCAGGUACUGCUAACCACCUUUACAGCAGUCAAAGUAGCUGGAGUGGAACCCUGGAUACACUACACGCGUGUGAAGAAGGUCCCUCAUGGAGUCCAGUCGUGAGCUGUAGAAACUUUUGGACCAACAAAGCUGAGGCUGAAACGUCUGUAACUGUUCAAAUAGUAUUGGUAACUGUGCUCAUGCUCUUCCUGUGGGUAAUGUUAAUUUCAUAGAUACUAAUGUCACCUGUAGAGAUUGCUGUUACUUUGGGAUAUGAGAUACAGAAGGGUCAACUAACAACUCUUCAUUCUAGAAUGAAGAGAGAGAUACAGGCAAAAACACAAGUAAUAGAAAUUUCUAAUGAAAUUCGGGCUGAGAAUGUAAUGAUUGGAUUGGUCAGAGACUUUGCCAAAAUGCAUAAUACCAGCAGAAUAACGGCCUGUCUGCCAAUACCAAAGGCAGCAGGGGACCCAGUAAGCUGGGGAAUAAUAACGUCAAAAUUACCUGAAAUAGGAGGGAACAAAACAAUUAACUGUAAACAAGUACCAGAGUCAAGGGUGGUAGUCAGAGAAUACUAGAAGAUAACAGAAGAUUCUUAUAUGCAACCCAUGAGAAAGUCAGAGUGCAUUCUUAGUAAUGGCAAAUUGAGACAAAUCAUAGAGUGGUGGGUUAAGGACCAAGACCUUGCAAAAUGGCAGUGUUGGUUUCUACGCUAUCAAAAGAUCAAGGACAACGCUACAGAAAGUGUUGUGGUGUAGAAAUGUGAAGAGAAAGAUUGGAAAGGACUGGAACCUUGGGACAGUGCAUGUUCUGUGAGCAUCCUCCAGAAAUUCCAAUAUAUGGAAAGCACACCCUGGUGCAUUAAAUGGAAAGGCUCUGAAAAUGAGACAGAUCCCACAGUGACGAAUACUGAUACUAGCAGUCAGAAAGAGGCAAAUAAGGUAAGUUGGUGGGUAUGUAAGAAAAUUUAUGAUUGCACCUCUGAUAACCUGGAAAUGAAACAGUGGUCACCAUUGGCAAUAGCCUUACGAAUUAGUUGUGCCUGCAGGAAAAUUAAACACAAACAAGGCAAAAUAGAUUCUAAGAUUAUAGUAGGAUGUAGCAAGAGUACAAUUCGAAGUCCAGGACCAUUUGUAUGGGCAAUGAGUGAUGGCACAUGGACAACACACUUGCCUAUGGACGGGGAGGUAAGAGAAAUCACCCUGGGCCUUCCCACUUUAUGUCCAAUUUGGAAGAAAUUCCCAUUUAACAGGAGCAGUGAAGCCUUGCAAAUAAAAGCAAAGCGAGACGUCUCAGAAGACAAGAACCCAGAUGACACUUGGAAGGAACCCUCUAGUGGAGUAAAGAUUGGGUGGGCCCUAGAAUCCUUGUUUGGUCCCAUUGCAAAUUAUCAAAAUAGAGAAAUGCUAUAUAGACUCACAGGUCAGGUAGACAGAUUAGCAAGAAUCACACGAGAGGGAUUUAGGGAACUCAAUGUGCAAUUACAGGCCACCACCAAAAUGACCCUGCAAAAUCGUUUGGCUUUAGAUAUGUUACUUUUGAAAGAACACGGAGUGUGUAGAUAUUUAAAGGGACAAAUUGACCAUUGCUGCAUCCACAUCCCAAAUGUAACUGCAGAUGUAGAACAUGACAUCAGCCAGUUAAAACAAAUAGAGCAUGAGGCACAAAAGGAACAAAAGGAUUUAGCUACUAGCUGGUUGGGUAAAAUCUUUGAAGGAUUAGGAUGGAAUGUGAGUUCAUGGAUAAAGUCUAUCCUUGAAAAUCUGAUAAUUUUACUGAUUAUAUUUUUAGUAAUUUAGUUAGUUUACAGAAUCCUGAAGAGAGAGAUACAAAAAAAAAGCAUCUUGGAACAGGACCAUAAUGAAGGCAUUGGCACGGAACCCAGCACCUUCAAUCCGCAACAACAUCCCGGACAAAGCCUAUGACAACAGAGGAUUUGAAGAUGAACAUCCAGUAUGAACUCUGAAGCCUAAUGGACUGUAUUAAGUGAAAGCAUUUACACUUAGUAUAUUAGAGUGAAAAUACUUUCAAAGGGGGGAAUGUUGGUGGAGGGUUAAAAAAUAUAAUUUCUGGAUUGAGUAAUGUGUAGGGGGAGGAAAGUAGAGAACGUACAACUGGAACUUGACGCAGCUAGCUCGGAACAAGCGUCAGCUUCUGUAAACAGCUCCAUGCUAUUGUAAUGACCGAAUCAAGUGUGACUGCAACUCAGGGGAUAAUUGAGAAGCAUUGUUUUAACCAAAUCAAGUGUGGAUCAGGGUAGAAGCGUAGGUAUGAUUUAAGAUAGUAACUAAGGAAUAGGAUAAUCAGUAUCUAGGGGUGGGGGUUAGUUAACAUGUGUAUAAUUUAAACUAUAAAAAUCACGAAUCGACUCUGUAUCCUUUGGACAUCAGAUUUGGGUGUAUCGUCACCCCUGUGUCCCGCGCGCUUGAAUAAAGAACCGCAUAUGAUCG